Molecule: messenger RNA, 2909 nt
Organism: Culex pipiens pallens (northern house mosquito)
Lineage: Eukaryota; Metazoa; Arthropoda; Insecta; Diptera; Culicidae
Exons: 8
Molecular function (GO): ATP hydrolysis activity; ATP binding
Source: RefSeq, a predicted model, not a curated record
AUGCCCAACCGGGCUGUGCCAUCAAGGACGACGAAGAUUUGCUGGAUUCGUUCAAGCAGCCUGAGAACCGUUAGCGGCAGGAGAUUGAAAAGGACAAGAAGCUCUUGGAGCAAGAUGCGACGUGCAACAGCACCUGGAACCUGCGCCAGCUGCGGCAGCAGUACAAAAAUCCACACUGGGGCACCACAGCUGCUGAAUCCAUGCUACUGUCUGAGUGAUGAGUCCGACAGGGAUGAGGGCAAUUCGGUGCGGAUGAUGAAGGCGAAGAAGGUCAACUGGGGCGGAGCGACGACGACGAAUGCGGGUGGGAAAGUGACAUCGGUCAAUCCAGGGUUGGCGGCUGAGUCGAGCGAAAACAGCAACACAAGCUGUAUGAGUUCCAACACAAGCUUAAUUCCGCACUCGUUCUCCGUGGGGGAGAUCUGGAAGAUCCACACCAACCUUAAGUCGUCCAAUCUACCUCAACGAUUUCCGGCAGCAAAAGGCAGCAGCAGGAAAACGCUGAUCGCGGUCGCGCCAGGGCAACAAAUGCUCCUCCAGCGUGAGCAGAGACCAGGAGGUUACGGCCACUUCAAACGAGACGCCCAAGCCGGCCGCUGGAGCUUAAAAAGAUGCUGCCGGAGGUUCGGAGUGACGAAGACGACGGGGAUCCGAGUCCACCGGCCACAGGGUUUCAGCGGCCAAUUCGCUGACGAGGAAGCAUGCGACAGCUCAUUUUGGCAACCGGAAAGUACCGUGCGAACUAGAUCCGGCUCCGAUCGGCAAGAACGCAUCCGCCUGGAUAGAGGAAAUGUUCCAGGCCAUGAUCCGAGAAGACAAAUUCUCCGCCGACCAGACGCCUGCUCCAUCCUAGUGGAACUCGCACAUCACCGACUCCCUGCCCGCCGCCAAAUACAGCUUCCAGACCACGCACGGUCUCGUCCAGACGCAUCCGUCCUUUGGAAAGACCGGCCCAUCAGCCCUCCCACUAACCGUGGGACCACGAGCAAGCAGCAGUCCCCAGUUGGCCAGCGGGAUCCCAUCUAUCGCCAACCCGAACUCCCGGUCACCGUUCCCUUGUGCACCCGGACGAGUGUGUCCGAGCAGGCCGCGAAGGAAAACCACCGAGGAUCGGCUACUAUCAAUUUACCGUCGAGGACUACACCGUGCUGGAAGCUGCAGGCAGGCCGAGGAGGUCGGUCGGAGCGAUCAAAGCGAUUUGAUUCCAAGCUGGUGGACACGUACUUCGAUGAUGUUGGUGGAAUGGCCAAAAUUUUGCGCGAGUUUUUGCUGCACGUGAAGCACCCGGAGUGCCGCCUCCGCGUGGAUUUGUGCUCGGGGCAGACGUUGCUUUCGCACGCUAUCGCUGGUCAGCUUAAGAUUGGACUGGCCACAAAGUUGGUCGCGGAGCUUGCACGGCGCAAAUCGAAAGCGGUGACGAGGUGCUCGUCAUCGGUGCCACCAACUGGCCGGAUGCGCUUGAACCGGCCCUGCGUCGCGUCGGUCGCUUUGACUAGGAAAUCUCGCUCGGAAUUCAGAAGCGCGAAGCGCGCUCAGAUUCUGAAAAUCAUCUGCAAAAACCUCAAAUUCGAGCAGACCAUGGACUACGACGAAAACGCCAAUCUAGCUCCCGGUUACGUCGCAGCAGUCACAACCGCAAUCAAGCGAAUGCUCCCCGAACGCGAACGCCAACAACUGCUGGUCGAGCGUCGCAAGACGGAUCAGGAUCGACUCAAGCAACUUGCCAAGAAGGUCGUCAUCGAUGACAAAGUCAGCGACGGAAUCGGCGAGCCAGCAUCAGUCCACAGUUGCACCAGUGUCACCGCCGAACUCCGCAGCAAUCCCAGCCUGUCCGCCCGGACGAGAGUGCCUGAGCUUGCCGUCGAGGACUACACCGUCCUGAGAGCGCAGGCAAAGGGGGCCACAAGGUUGGUCGCGGGGGUUUCCGGCAAGUCGGAACAACGCAUCCAGGACAUCCAGGAGGUGUUCAAUCAGGCAGCGGUCCUCUCGCCGUGCCUACUCUUCUUCGACGAUAUCAACGCCAUCUCGGCGAACCGCGUCACCGCGCAGAAGGACAUGGAACGACGAAUCGUUGCGCAGCUGCUAUGCAGCUUGGACGGCCUUUGCGAAUCGAAGAAGGUGACAAGGUGCUCGUCACCGGUGCUACCAACCGGCGGGAUGCGCUCGACCCGGCCCUGCGUCGCUCCGGUAGCUUUGAACAGGAAAUCUGGCUCGAAACUCCGGAGCGCGAAGCACGCGCUUGAAUUCUGAAAAUCACCAAACUCGAGCAGACAAUCGACUACGACGAACUCGCCGGUUACGUCGGAGCAGCUCUGCUGGCGCUGGUCACCCGCACGGCCGCGAACGCUAACAGCUGUUGGUCGAGGCCAUUCGCGAGCCUUACCUGGAAAUCCUGCAUCGCAAAGCAGAGCAGGAAUUACUCAAGCAACUUGUCACGAAGGUCGUCGACGAUGAUGAAAUCAUGGAGGGGAGGAAUCAGUCAAGAGUAUGCUCAACGGAUGAUGACGUGAUUACGCUGGAUGAUGACGUUGAGGUGGUCGUGAACCUGACAAAGAGGAAGAAAAAUCUUCCAAAGCAGAGAAGACAACCGCGGAAGAGAAGAAGGCAAUCUGGCGUUAAAUUAAUUAUAAUGAAAAACAUAUUUUGUUAAAUGAAAUGUAAAUUUAAAUACGAUUCAAAUAAAAAUAAUAAUACAUUCUAAUAAGUUGGUGCCAACAAUGAAAAGGGCUGAUUGGCUUAGUAAAGUCAAUCCGCCGUUUUCAUUUGAUGCUCCAGUUUACCUAGGUAAAUCCGGCAUAAAAAUCAUAAAUUAGUUUCACUAUAAUCCGCUAGGAGGCGCUUCGUAUAGUUCAGAAUACCAAAGGCAGAUGGCACUGUUGUUUGACGUUUUCUUGGCUCGAUUGGCUCGA